UCAUUUCGUAAAAUGGCUGCCAUCAGGUGUAGAAUUUAUUUAUAAAGUGAAAAAUUAUUGAAGUCGUUCAUUUUUAAGUAAUCAAAAAUUAUCUUCGUGCUUUCUGAAAGUCCCAUGAAUAAUCCUCGAGACGCAUAAAUAUUAGUUAACUAUUUUUAUAUCGGUGAAAUUUUUCGAAUGUAGUCGUAAUCGUUAUUGUGUGACAAGACUUAAACUAAGUGCGGAAGUAUAAAAAAAGCGUAUGUGAAGCUGUCAAAGACACUUAUGUCAAUUUGUCCAUAACUAUAAGCGUUGAUGAAUGUCUGAGAGUGAUAUUUACGACUCGGCGGACGAAUAUACAAGCCUAAUGGACGGUCACGUCGCGGAAUCUCGCACGGACGAUUUGGGCUUGGUCACUGGUCGAAAAAGGCGUUCUCGCAUUAGUAACGAAGAGAUUGAAAAUGGUAUUCCUGAAGUCCAUGUUCAGACACCAGGUAUAUCGAAUAAUGCAAGUUCAGGUAGGAGAGGUACAUCAGGCAAUAGUGGCCAGGGUAGAUCUAGAAAUUAUAGAGAUGAAGAGGAAGAGGAAUUAAAGUAUGGAGCAGCACAUGUCAUUAAAUUAUUUGUGCCUGUAUCCCUUUGUAUGUUAGUUGUAGUUGCCACAAUUAGUUCUAUAAACUUCUAUACAACCAAAGGAAUGUAUUUAGUAUACACUCCGUUUCAUGAAGACAGUGCUGACACAAGUACCAAGGCUUGGCAAGCAGUUGCUAACUCUUUGAUACUCAUGAGUGUCAUUGUAUUUAUGACUGUGAUACUUAUUGUCCUAUACAAAUACAAAUUUUACAAAGUAAUCCAUGGAUGGUUGAUAAUAAGUUCCUUAUUGUUGUUAUCUAUGUUUUCCAUGUUAUAUUGCGAGCAAGUAUUAAAGGCAUACAACAUUCCAAUGGACUUGUUUACAUUAGGCUUAGUUCUGUGGAAUUUUGGAGUAGUUGGAAUGAUAUGUAUACAUUGGCAAGGUCCCUUGCAAUUACAACAAGCAUAUCUUAUUUUUAUCUCUGCUCUAAUGGCGCUUGUUUUUAUCAAAUAUUUGCCAGAAUGGACAGCAUGGGUUGUACUAGGUGUUAUCAGCAUUUGGGAUUUAAUUGCUGUGUUAACACCAAAAGGACCUCUAAGAAUACUUGUUGAGACCGCACAAGAGCGAAAUGAGUCUAUUUUUCCUGCAUUGAUUUAUUCUUCUACAAUUAUGUACACAACCACAAUGACUUACGCUGGUUAUGUACAAACUGCAACGAUGACUACCAGCGACAAUGCUACUGGUGACAGCACGACAUAUACAAUGAGUGAUCAAGCAGAUAAUCAACACAAUCCUGCAUCGGGAGAUGCAGAAGAGAGUGGGUUUACUCCUGAAUGGAUAGAUACACAUGGUGAUCGAGGAGCGAGGCGAGCGCAAGAAGUACGUGAAAACACUUUAUCCCUAACAGAAAGAUCAAGGCAACAAGAUAAUCGCGUUGCGCGUGAAUCACAAGGGCAGCAAAUUGCAAUUACCGAAGAAGAACGAGGUGUGAAAUUAGGUCUUGGUGAUUUUAUAUUCUACAGUGUUUUAGUUGGGAAAGCUUCCAGUUAUGGCGAUUGGAACACCACGUUGGCUUGUUUCGUUGCUAUUCUUAUUGGGCUUUGCUUGACACUAUUGUUACUGGCUAUAUUCAAGAAGGCAUUGCCCGCAUUACCAAUCUCUGUUACGUUUGGUUUAACAUUUUAUUUCGCCACAAGGGUAAUUGUUGCGCCGUUUGCGGAUAAUUUAGCGAGCGAGCAAGUGUUCAUUUAACUGUAGAAAUCCGCACGGACGCCCGCCGCUUCUAGGGGGAAGAGCAGCGUGGUAGUGCCGGACUCCAACCGGACAAAACCUCCACGAUGACCAUCCCUAUUGCGAUCGAGGGGUGCCCGAGAACCGCUGUGGCGACACACCGGGCCCCCAUGAUUCUUAACUGAGAAGAAGGCAACUCGGAGUAAGACAAAAUCCUAUACACCAACAGCAGCAGUACCUCUCAUCAACGAGACCUCUACCCAUCUCGACCUAUACAGCAGCACCACCUGUCAGGACUACUAUCGCACCUCAAUUGUAAUAGUUCUGAUGACCAUAGCUAUUAUAUUUGUGCCAGUAUUCAAAAGCAACUAUCACCGGACGACGGCAACAUAGUGGUUAGCGCCUUUGGUUACGAACGUUCGAGACCCCGGUUUUCAAAUUCCGGCGCCCGUAGUCCGAUUUUUCUUUCUACGAUACUUAAAUAAGAAAAAGCAGCGGUAUCUACCAGUGCAAUCUAUACCAGCAGCAGUACCUAUCAGUGCAAUCUAUAUCAGCAGCAGUACCUAUCAAUCAGUGCAAUAUAUACCAGCAGCAGUACCUAUCAAUCAGUGCAAUAUAUACCAGCAGCAGUACUUAUCAGUGCAGUAUAUACCAGCAGCAGUACCUAUCAGUGCAAUCUAUACCAGUAGCAGCAGCACUAUCACCCACAACUAUUACACCUCAAAUUGGUGAAUUGACGUGAUCGACAGCGAAAAAAGGUGACUGUGAUAACGCUAUCGAGACUUCAUCAUUGCGAAUCUAAGACUGUGGAAACUGGAUCCACCGCUAUGACGAACACGAAACGGCCCUUCCGUCUUCAACGCAUCUGGACGCCUCACCUGCGAUCGAUGCAAGCAGGUGACAGGAUACGUGAUGAUGACCGAGCCAAGAGUGAUGCAGCCAACGCAAAGUCUCUAUGGGUAUAUCACCUUUGCACGUCAUACUGAAGAACGGGGGCCUACAACCGUACGUCAAAACGCCUGCACUGUACCGACAGACGCACCGCCACAUCGAAGACUUCGCGCAACAUCUGCACGGGUUUGACAACAAGCGGCAGUUGCCCUUACCCCGCAUCGAAACUACAAAUCCGCAGAUAUUGAACUCUUGCAACCGCACAUGGAGACAAUGACCGAAGUCAUAUGACCAUAUGCAUAACACAAAGAAGAAACGUUAUCACUGGUAAGGGGAUACUGUGACGGCACUCAACAACUAUCGUCGAACGACGACAGCGCAGUGGUUAGCGUUUUUGGUUACGAACGUUCGGGACCCGGGUUAUCAAAUCCCGGCGCUCGUAGUCCGAUUUUUAAAUAAGAAAAAGCAGCAGUACCUCUCAGCGCAAUCUAUUGCAGCAGUAGCACUACCACCCACAACUAUUACAUCUCAUAUUUGUUAUUUGAGAAAAAAAUUUUGAGAAAAAAAUUUUGGGACGUAAAUUAUAAUUGUUUAAUUAUAACAAUUAACAAAUUUCAUGUAUGAAGACAAUCAAUAGAAUGAAGAAAAUAAUCUUACUCACCUUGCUACCAUACAUUUGUCUCAUAGAAAUAUACAGUUCUCGAAAUCUCCUAUAUCUACGUAAGAGCGUCCAGCUAUCGUCCUGCGCUACGACGCGUACCUCAUAUUCGUAGUGACUGGACGUGCCAGCUCCACGUAACACGUAGGAAGGUAUACUAACGAUUCUGUUAAUCACAUUGUCGUUAUCGGCUUCGUUUGCUAUCAAAGAUGGCAAAGACCUCGUGAUUGUCAGGGAAUAUGGGCUACUCAAACGAUCACCUCGAUUUUGACUCUAAAAGAAAGGUCAGAUAUUAUAACAAAUGAUCUUCAUAUUUUCAUUAUUGAAAGAUAAUUUUUAGUUAUCUUCCAAUUUACAUCAUGCAUAUUAUAAAUUACCGUUAAAUAUACUGUUGAAUAUCCUCUUCCCGCUGAUAUUCGUGGCACUACCGAUUCUAAGAAGUUCUCCCCAUUGAUAUUAGGCCUGUGGUUCCUGAGAAUUGGAGAUUGCAUUGUGGCCACGGUCAGCAACGUGGCUGAGCUAGUCGUGGACUCUACAUCACGGCACGAAAUUGUUUCUACUGUUUGUGCAGGAUCAUUCGCAUCAUCAACUGUCAAUCUAUCAUUACAUUCUGAUUGUUGCUUGAGAUUCUUUCGUUCGUCUUCUAAAAGCGAUACUUCUAAUUCAAUUUGCUGCUUUUGAAGAUCUUGUAAGAUCGCAAUUUGUCUAUUCAGAUCUUCUUUCGAGGGUGUGCCGGGCUCUAGGCACCUCACCACCAUUUUUCGUUGACGAGCGAUUUUUUUGUUCAAUCGUUUCAUCGCUGGAUUUUGUUGCACAGGUGACUCCAGCGAAUCUUCAGGAAUAUCCUCCUCCGUAAUAGAAUUCGUUGGAGACAUUGAUUCUGUUUUCUCACUGUUAACGCUGCCAUUACACUUUUCUGACUUGAUGAUCGUAUCUAUUGAAGACUUUCUAUCUAAGUUCAACAAACUUCUGCUUUCUACUCCACACAAUUUAGCUCUAUCAUUCUCUAAGUGGACUUCUGGGGAAGAUUUCUGCUGCUUGUUAGGUUCUCUUUGCUUAUCACUUGAUGAUGUCUGAGAUUCUUUUGUUUCCGAAUUUUCAAACAGAAUUCUAGGUUCAGGCGAGUCAGCUGCAGCUGUAUGAAAAGUAUCUGCUGUGUCUAUAGAACUUGGAAUAUUUUGUGGCAGUAGACUCAAGGCAGAAGCUAUCUGAAGUUUUCUAUUGCACCCCUGCAACGAUUCAAUAUCUCCAUUGUGAAUAAAUUCGUCGUCGCUCAAGGAACGAUCACCUGGUGAAGCAGGCAAUGCACGCUUCAAGUUUAAUGAAAGACUUUGUUUUCUUCUCAGGAUCUCCUGCAAUUGCUCUUGGCUCCGCGUCGCCAACAACAACUUCUUCUCUGUGUUUUCUUCUCCUUCAAACUAGAAACAUAAAUAUUUAAUAUUUAAUGAGAAUAAGGAAAGUAAGUUAACUUCUAGUUGUAAACAGUAUCCUAACCUCGAGAUUAAACAUAUGCUUUUGCGUUUUAGCUAUCUCCAUCAACUCUUCUUCCAUCUUGUCUACCUUGCUCUGGUGUUCAUUGAGGGAUUUCACCUUGUUCUGUAGCUCAGUCUCCAAUACAGCCAAUUCUUUCUUCUGGAAAGUAGAUUUUUAGAAUUGGAUUUUAUUUCUUGAUUCUUUUAUAAUGUUCUCUUGAUUAUAGGAACUAGCCAAUUUUUGUUUUUGAUUUUUCUAUGAACUGUAUUUUUCUAAUGAAAUUCAUAUAUACAAAAUUUAAUGAUAUAAAGAUUUGCAUAAAUAUGCACAGUCUAGUGGUUAAGUAAAUAAAAGACUAAAUGAUAAUUAAAGAGAUGUAGUUCACAAAAACAUGAAGUCCUUGCUUAAAAAAAGUUAUGGCUUGAACUAGUUUCUAGAAUUAAUCCAAUCAUUAAGAUUAUAGUUAAACUUGAGAAAGGAUGGUUUUAGAAU
Bombus pascuorum is the source of this 5297-nucleotide messenger RNA. RefSeq names its product presenilin-1 (gene Psn). The coding region runs from base 299 to 1804 and encodes 501 amino acids. The record is from RefSeq and is a predicted model, not a curated record. Gene Ontology annotation, molecular function: aspartic endopeptidase activity, intramembrane cleaving. Gene Ontology annotation, cellular component: neuronal cell body; cell cortex; dendritic shaft. The transcript has 8 exons. Lineage: Eukaryota; Metazoa; Arthropoda; Insecta; Hymenoptera; Apidae. Gene Ontology annotation, biological process: calcium ion transport; protein processing; amyloid-beta metabolic process.